AUGGCUCCUAAUGGUUCAAGGGAGUAUAUCUCUUUAGGAGCCCUCAACAGAAACGCGCAUAACGACGAUGACGCCGAAGAGGAACAACCGCAUCACAAAAGCAAUAUCUGGCAUCGAAUUGAUACCACCAGUGUUCUGACUGUGAGCCUCGGCUUCCCGCUACUGCUUCUCGCAGUGAUACUCCUGGCUCUGUUCUGGCACGAGUCAAUGAAAGCUAUCGGCGGGGCAGAGUCAAAUACCUACUGGCUGCGCAUCGUCAAUGCAGGCUGGGCAGCGCAACUGGUGACAGUAUGCACCGCCUCUAUCCGAACUGUGGUCGCUUUCCAGGCCGGACUUGCCACGGCUAUGAUUGCCGGUAUUGUUUUGGAGACCACAGGCGCCCCCAUCCUGCAGGGUCCAUUUUACUCCAUGCUCCGAGCAGUCAAGGUGGCGCCCAGCAACCUUUGGACUGCGACCAACUUCCAGCCUCAUCUGUCGUACUUCAUUUAUGCGUUGGUGCUCACUGAGGUCUUGGUGACAGCAGCGUCCCAGUUCCUGUCCACCAUCUUCCUCUCUGAUUUUGGAAAUGGGAACUUCUCCCAGCGCAGCAAUGCGACAAAUGUCAGCAUCCUCCAUACCACGAGUAACGCCGACAUUUCAUGGUUGGCGCCUGCUGCGGCCAGCUGGACAUUUGCCGAGCUGUCGGAGUCCUUUGAAGAUCGGUCGGGGUACCAUGAUACUGGGCACACCUUUCGAGCUUUCCUUCCUUUCGAGGAGGAAGCGCAACGAACCAAAUUACGCCGGCUCCGCGGUCCAAUGCCGGUAAUGGAUCAUCGAGUCGUCUGUUCCAGUCCGCCCCUAACGAACUUGAGCCUAGAUGCGACCCUGCAGAAUUAUGUGCAUCUGUCCGGCCAGAUUCCCACAAAGAACUUGACCUAUCCACUUUUAAUUGACUCCAACUCUCAACCCUACAUCAACUUUACCUGCAAAUUACCGACUCCAAUGUACGCGCACGACAACAACACGAUGGGUGAAAGCAGCUUAUGUGUCCCACACACCCGCUUAAACUGGACGGUUCUCAACGAAGACCCUCUGAUCCAGCCGUACGGCCUCCCCGAGACCUCAGCCCUAUUAAUGGUUCUCGAUGUUGUUUCCACCGCCGCAAUGGUGGGCACACUAGCACACAUCCGAGCCUUGCAGACAAUCCGAACGGACGGCCCCUGGACGAUACUCUCUAACGGAUCCGCCCACACCGAAACCCUCCGCGUUUCUGCCUGCCUCGCCAAUCUCGCCAUGCAAACCCUCACCGUCGGAAUAAACAGUACCUCUGACAACCUCGAGCCCAAGACUGCCUGGGACUUCAACACCGAACACUUCAACACCGAACCAUCCCGCCUCCAACUAGGCGUAUCCUCCCCAGUCAACACGAGCUCCACCAACCACCGGGGUAUCCUCACGCUAGAACCCCGAUCCCAAUGGAAAACCUUUGAUAUCCCAGCUGGUACCCCAGGAAUGGAGAUCGACUCGAUCACCUUCUUCGCGGCCAUCCUCGUCAGCUUCCCCAGCUUCCUUAUUUCCAAUCUCAACUACACCUUCAAUGAUGGCGUGAUCCUCUCUCGCAUAAUUCCAUCUUUCUACUUAGGCAACGCCCAUCCGACCCAUGUGGAUCUUUUCCAGGACACUCUGAUUACGACGGCCAGUCCGGCAUUAGCCCUCCAGGCUCUGCUCGCCCGCAUUUGUCAGAUGGCAUACUACGAGCAAUUGGUAAAGUUGACUACUCCGGCCACGGCCGUGACAACGUUCUCGUUUACCGCGACGAUUCCGGUGCGGUGGACGGGUUUUGUGCUGGGGAUUAUUCUCGUUUUGGUUCACUCGGUUAUUGUGGUGGUGAUUGCCGUGCUGUUUGUGAGGUCGACGGAGGUCUCGUUCAUUGGGAGUUACUGGCAGACGGUGGCGCAGGUGGUUUCGAAGGAGACGGGGCUGAUUCUGGAGGAGGCGGAUCGGAUGGAUGAUGGGGCUGUAGAGGAGUGGGCUAAGCGGGAGAAGGUGGUGGAAUUAUCUGAGGAUCGUUGGGCUUUACAGGCGAAUGCUGAUGGAAGGGUUACUUUGGGGGUUGUAGAAAGUGGAGAGUAG
Molecule: messenger RNA, 2112 nt
Organism: Penicillium verrucosum
Lineage: Eukaryota; Fungi; Ascomycota; Eurotiomycetes; Eurotiales; Aspergillaceae
Exons: 1
Coding region: 1-2112 (703 amino acids)
Source: RefSeq, a predicted model, not a curated record